AGCUCGUUAAUCCACGUCAUUGUUUAAAGAUGGCGACCAGUGGCUUGGAAGGAGCAUCACAGGCAGAACUCCGACAUCGAUACCAGCCGGAGCUCGAUCCAGAAUGGAAUCCAAAUUUGCCUUACGGUGGAAAGGUUUAUCUAGCUCGUAAAAAAAAAUCUGAUCCAAUGUAUGUGCGCGUCUUGGAGGCUGGUCUGAUUAUCUUUACAUUUGCCAUGGUGUACUAUGCCUUCUUCUACUUCGACAACCUCCAUUUCCACGUGGUACAUGCCUAUGCACACCUUGGGUAUGCCCAUGCCCAACACCAGGUGGGCCAGAGAUAUCUACAUGGUAAAGGUGUUGAAAAACAUGACGAUAAAGCAAUGGAAUGGUUCAGAAAAGCAGCAGAUCAAGGUCAUGCUCACGCCUCAUACAACCUUGCUAUUGGCCACCUCAGAGGGAUGAAUGCAGGCUUAAAACCAGGUGAAGCACACACGCUGAUUCAUCACGCAGCAUCCAAGGGUGUGGAAGAGGCUGACAAGGUGUUAAAUACAAUCUGUACUCAGGGCGGUUGUGACUGAGUCUGAGAUAUGUAGUCUUGCACAUGUAACAUGAAUCGAGCCAACGAAAAGCAAUUUAAAUUGCCUAAUGUGUAUUUUGAAUUACUGUGUAGUUUUUAAGAUUGUUUUAAAGAAAUUGUAAAUGAAAAAUAUUUUGAAUCUUUUCACCAUUAUUUUUAUAAUUUAGAGUAUAACUGUUGUUAAAAGUAUAUUUUAAUUUCACAAUUCAUUAGUUUGAGGACUGAGUGGAUAAUAUUAAUAAUUCCAGUAAGAAUUCUGAUUAUUAUAUUUUUAAAAUUUGAGAGAUCAUGAGAUGAUUUGAACAUUUUAAAAUUUUUAAAAUUAGUUUUUAGCAAUGGGAUCAUCCCGUUAAUUACUCAAAUUAAACUCACUUGGAUUUACUGAGUAUUGUUUUUAUGUAUACCGGGUAUGUAUUAGGAAAACUACUUAAUUAAUACAUGUUGUUAAUACCUUAGAAAUAAUCAUUUGUUUCUUAUCAAAGGUCAUCAUGAAUUUACAACCUUGUGUAUUCAUUCAAAGACUACAGAAAGUUAAUAUUCUGACAUUUGGUCAAUAAUACUUUCAUUUAAAGUAAUAUUGUCACCUUUUACAAUUAACACUGUGUAAUAUGCACUUAAAUAUGUUAACAAGAAAAUUGUUCUUGGCCUUCAUAUUAUAUAUAUAUGUAACAAACAAAUAUCUCAGAUUGAUUAAAAUGCAAUUUAAAAAUCAUAUGAAACGUAAAGACAGUUAAAAAAACAACAAACACAAUUGCUCAUUAAACAAAAAACAGACAUUUUAGAAGUAUAGCUGAUGACUAUUAUUAAAUUACUGUUUCAUGUGGUAGAAAGUAAUAUUCAUUUGAUCUUUACAUGUUUAUUCAUUCCGUCCAAAGCUAUUUUCACUGCUGAAUAUACAAAAUUGUGAUGGUGAUGCAGAAAUAUUAUUUUAUUUCUAUUUUAUACAACAUUUUUAAUGGAUAUUCUGAUUCAUACAUUCCAUAAAUAAGAAAAUCAUUGCUGAAUAAAUAUAGAUUUAGCACAGACUGAAUAUUUCUGUAAUGGUUUGUCUAUUUUAUAUUUAUAAUAUCUUAUGUUCAGUGGCUUUUACAGUGUAAAUCCACUGAACAUAAGAUGUUAAUAUAAAAAAUAAAUAUUAUAUAUAUAAUAUUAAAAAAUAAAUAUAAGACAUGAAAUAAAACUGUACAGAGACAAAAAUAUUCAGUCUAAGAAUUGAAAUGAACACAUACAAUGUUAGUAAUUAAUUCGUAGUGCAUUAUAAGUAGUAUUUUAUCUAUAUGGUAUGGUUGCAAUGUUCUUGCUGAUCAUCUUUUAUAUCGUAUAUAAUAGACAAUCAUCUUUCAAUUAUACAAACUGUUGCCAGUGUUCCUGCCAGAAAGAAAGUUGUGGGUAUGGCACUAUAGAAUUGAAUGCAACCACAGUCAACUGGGGGUAUGUGAGGCCUCCCCCAGAAAAAAAAAAUGGGUUAAGUUUAGGGUUAGAGUUAAGAAAAGAGUAAUUAAUUUUGUCAAAAGGUUACCUUUUUUUUUUUAAUCUGCAAACAAAUCUGGGUAUGGCGCUAUACCUAUUUUACCCUCUGGCAGAAACCCUGGUUGCAUAUUUCAUGAAAAAUGUAACUUAAUGUCAAGCAAUUGUACAAUUUAAAAGAAGAAAUCAAAUUAUAAUGUAUAUAUUUCACACGUUUCUAAAUGAUUUCUAACGGUUUUUCUUAUCAAAGUACUCAUAGUCUGGUACCUACACAAUUUAGAUAAUAGAAAUUGGGAUUUUUAUUUACAUAUAUUUGUUUCUGAAAUACUCAUCAGUUUCAAGGAAAAUAUACUGAUGGAAUUGUAGACCAAAUUUAAUUCACCAUAAGCUUAGUAAUGUCUGUAUACUAGUAUCCCACAAAUGUGUGUUGAAUGUCAGUCGUGUCAAAUUGACUAUCAACUUCUGAACAAAAGGAUCGAGGGGUUUUCAUUAUUUGCUGUUACUAAUUAUAUGAUUACUUAUUUCUUUCCAUCAGUUUAUAGACUAUACAUUAGUACAUACAACUUUUACAUUAUUUCCCCCAUCAUCUAUAGUAGAUCAUAGGCCCAAACAGACUUUAUUUUCUCUCACUGUUUUAUAAUAAAUUGCUUUUACUGCUGACACUUACCUCAUUAUGCAGAAAACAUUCUGAAGUUUAGUUUGAUUUUAACCUUUAGUGCAAUAAUAUUUAAGUUUGUGUUUUUAAACUUGAUUUAUUAUUAUUAUUUGUAUUGUAAUACCUUUUUGUUGAUAAUAAUGAUUUUAUUAAUGUAAAGUAUUUGAUAUGAACUCUUGUGGUUAUGCCGUGACUGGUGUGUUGUAAAAUUGUUUUUAAUGCACCUAUCCACAUAAAGUAAAAUGUACGGCAGAAGCAAGUAGACAUUGGGGGUGGUGGGCUGACUGAGAUCAAGGGUGCCAAACAAAGUAUUUAAGGGGUUUGGGGGUAUGCUCCCCCAUAAAAUUUUAAAAUCUACAUUUCCUGAAAUGCAAUUUCCUGCAUUCUAUAAGUAAAAUUCAUCUCUGCCUUGAGAUUUACUACCAAUAAUAUUUUUGAUUGAGAAUUAUUAGUGGGGCUAGAUUGAAUGAUAGGAGCUGCCAGAUGGGAAGAAAUGGAAUCAACAUCCAAGUAGAAAAAUAAAAGUUGUGGGAUAGUUAAGUAAUAUUAAUAAUAAGUAAAAGUUUUAACACAAACAGUAUUUAAAUGUAACAGAAUAUGUACAUACAGAAAGAAAUUUACUGACAAAGUAUUGUCCACUAAUCCCCAUCCACCCCUCAAUAGAAAUAUAUAAAGGCCAGAACUGUUACCAUUCCAGUUUGUUUUAGAUCAAAGCAGCCAAUCCAUCAGUUAAUAAAUAAAAUAUAUUACAAUUAUUUUUUGAAGCCUUAUUUCAGCCUCCAUAUGAUAAUUUUUGUAAUAUUCAUCAUAGAAAAUAUUUGUAUUAUAUAAUUUGUAAAGCUACCUUAAUGAUCUUUACAUUUAUGUAGUGACAUUUGUCACAUAUGUAUCCGUCCAAAGAAUAAUGCAUAUUCUGAAAAUACCAUUGUUAUAGUGUUUAUCAUAAUUAUGGGUUGCAACAUAUAAACCUAUAAUUGUAAAUUUUAAAUACAUGUGUAUUAUUAAUAUUUAAAACUUUUUGUUUUCUUUAGUUUUGUUUAUUUUUUAAUUAUGACACAUGUUGCAAAACUGCUGACUGUUAGAUGUGUUACUGUCAUUUAUAUUGUGUUUUGUUUAAAUAAAAAAUAAUUAAAUAUUAAA
Messenger RNA from Gigantopelta aegis, 3821 nucleotides. Its product is annotated as secretory immunoglobulin A-binding protein EsiB-like. NCBI's taxonomy places the organism in Eukaryota, Metazoa, Mollusca, Gastropoda, Neomphalida, Peltospiridae. Gene Ontology annotation, molecular function: protein binding. The record is from RefSeq and is a predicted model, not a curated record. The transcript is spliced from 5 exons. Bases 30 to 560 code for a protein of 176 amino acids.